AUGUUUUAUUGCUCUCUCUCCUUAAUAAUGUUUUAUUGCUCUCUCUCUCUCCUUAAUAAUGUUUUAUUUCUCUCUCUCUCUCUCCUUAAUAAUGUUUUAUUUCUCUCUCUCUCUCUCUCCUUAAUAAUGCCACAUGUGUUGAUUAUCUAUCUAUCUAUCUAUCUAUCUAUCUAUCUAUCUAUCUAUCUUCCCCCCCUCUCUCUCUAUCUAUUUAUCUAUCUAUCUCGUUCGUUUCUCUCUGUGUCUCUGUCUCUAUAUCUAUCUCAUCAUCUAUCUAUCUAUCUAUCUAUCUAUCUAUCUAUCUAUCUAUCUCAUUCGUUUAUUCCCCACCCUCUCUCUCUCUCUCUAUCUAUCUAUCUAUCUAUCUAUCUAUCUAUCUAUCUAUCUAUGUCGUUCGUUUCUAUCUAUCUAUCUAUCUAUCUAUCUAUCUAUCUAUCUAUCCUUCGUUUAUAUAUCUAUCUAUCUAUCUAUCUAUCUAUCUAUCUAUCUAUCUAUCUAUCUAUCUAUCUAUCUCAUUCGUUUAUUCCCCCCACCUAUCUAUCUAUCUAUCUAUCUAUCUAUCUAUCUAUCUAUCUAUCUAUCUAUCUAUCGUUUAUCUAUCUAUCUAUCUAUCUAUCUAUCUAUCUAUCUAUCUAUCUAUCUAUCUAUCUCAUUCGUUUUAGUUCCCCCCUCUCUCUAUAUAUUUAUCUAUCUAUCUCAUUCGUUUUUAUUCCCCCCACCUCUCUCUCUCUCUAUCUAUCUAUCUAUCUAUCUAUCUAUCUAUCUAUCUAUCUUAUGUUUUCGUUUCUAUCUAUCUAUCUAUCUAUCUAUCUAUCUAUCUAUCUAUCUAUCUAUCUAUCUCAUUCGUUUAUUCCCUCCUCUCUCUAUCUAUCUAUCUAUCUAUCUAUAUAUCUAUCUAUCUAUCGUUUAUAUCUAUCUAUCUAUCUAUCUAUCUAUCUAUCUAUCUAUCUAUCUCAUUCGUUUAUUCCCCCCACCUCUCUAUCUAUCUAUCUAUCUAUCUAUCUAUCUAUCUAUGUCGUUCGUUUCUCUCUGUGUCUCUAUCUAUCUAUCUAUCUAUCUAUCUAUCUAUCUAUCUAUCUAUCUAUCUAUCUCAUUCGUUUAUUCCCCCCCCCUCUCUCUCUCUCUAUCUAUCUAUCACAUUCAUUUUACUUUAUAUUUAUUUCAUUCCUUUCAUUAUCUAUUUCUUUUCAAUGUCUAUCAAUUGACCGAAAAAGGGAGAAAAAUGAUGUGUUAUUAUUUAUACUCAUAUUGGGAUUCUUCAAUCAAUUCCGGAAAACAAUUUAUUUAUUCAUUUCCUUAUUUUCAUUUCUCGUUCGUUCCUUUCUCUCUUCUCUUUCUCGUUCCUUUCUUUCUCACUCACUCGUUCCUCCCCUUCUCCAUCUUUCUCUUUGUUUCCUUUCUCUCCCCACUUUUUCGUGGCUUAAUUUCUGUCUCUCGUUCGCACCUUUCUCUCUCUCUCUCUCCUUCCUCGUCCCUUCAUUUUUCUCACUCCUUUCUCGUCCCAUCCUUUCUCUCUCUCGUUCGUUCCUUCCUUUCUCUUGUUCCUUCCUCUCUCUCUCUUGUCUCUUCUAUUCUCUUUCUCGUUCCUUCUUUUCUCUCUCUCUCCUUCCAUCCUUUCUUUCUCCCGUUUCUUCCUUUUUCUCUCUCGUUCGUUCGUUCCUUUCUUUCUUUCUUUCUCCCGUUCCUUCCUUUCUUUCUCCUGUUCCUUCCUUUUUCUCUCUCGUUCCUUCCUUUCUUUCUCGCGUUCCUUCCUUUUUCUCUCUCGUUCCUUCCUUUCUUUCUCCCGUUCCUUCCUUUUUCUCUCUCGUUCCGGCCUUUCUUUCUCGCGUUCCUUCCUUUUUUUCUCUCGUUCCUUCCUUUCUUUUCGCGUUCCUUCCUUUUUUUCUCUCUCGUUCCUUCCUUUCUUUUUCUCCUGUUCCUUCCUUUUUUUUCUCUCGUUCCUUCCUUUCUUUCUCCUGUUCCUUCCUUUUUUUCUCUCAUUCCUUCCUUUCUUUUCUCCUGUUCCUUCCUUUUUUCUCUCUCGUUCCGGCCUUUUCUUUUCUCGCGUUCCUUCCUUUUUCUCUCUCGUUCCUUCCUUUCUUUUCUCCUGUUCCUUCCUUUUUCUCUCUCGUUCCUUCCUUUCUUUCUCCCGUUCCUUCCUUUUUUCUCUCUCGUUCCUUCUUUUCUUUUUCUCCUGUUCCUUCCUUUUUUCUCUCUCGUUCCUUCCUUUUCUUUUCUCCCGUUCCUUCCUUUUUUCUCUCGUUCCUUCUUUUUCUUUUCUCCCGUUCCUUCCUUUUUCUCUCUCGUUCCUUCCUUUCUUUCUCCCGUUCCUUCCUUUUUCUCUCUCGUUCCUUCCUUUCUUUCUCCCGUUCCUUCCUUUUUCUCUCUCGUUCCUUCCUUUCUUUCUCCCGUUCCUUCCUUUUUCUCUCUCGUUCCUUCUUUUCUUUCUCCCGUUGCUUCCUUUUUUUCUCUCUCGUUCCUUCUUUUUUUUCUUUUCCCUGUUCCUUCCUUUUUCUCUCUCGUUCCUUCCUUUCUUUUCUCCUGUUCCUUCCUUUUUUUCUCUGGUUCCUUCCUUUCUUUCUCGCGUUCCUUCCUUUUUCUCUCUCGUUCCUUCCUUUCUUUCUCCUGUUCCUUCCUUUUUUCUCUCUCGUUCCUUCCCUUUCUUUUCUCCUGUUCCUUCUUUUUCUCUCUCGUUCCUUCCUUUCUUUUUCCCUGUUCCUUCCCUUUUCUCUCGUUCCUUCCUUUCUUUCUCCUGUUCCUUCCUUUUUUUCUCUCUUGUUCCUUCUUUUCUUUCUCCCGUUCCUUCCUUUUUCUCUCUCGUUCCUUCCUUUCUUUCUCCUGUUCCUUCCUUUUUCUCUCUCGUUCCUUCCUUUCUUUCUCGCGUUCCUUCCUUUUUCUCUCUCGUUCCUUCUUUUCUUUCUCCCGUUCCUUCCUUUUUCUCUCUCGUUCCUUCCUUUCUUUCUCCCGUUCCUUCCUUUUUCUCUCUCGUUCCUUCCUUUCUUUCUCGCGUUCCUUCCUUUUUCUCUCUCGUUCCUUCCUUUCUCUUUUUCGUUAAUUUCUUUUUUUCUCGCGUUCCUUACUUUUCGUUCCUUCUUUUCCCUCUCUCUCGUUCCUUCCUUUCUUUCUUCCGUUCCUUCCUUUUUCUCUCUCGUUCCUUCCUUUCUUUCUCCCGUUCCUUCCCUUUUCACUCUUGUUCCUUCCUUUCUCUUUCUCAUUCCUUUCUUUCUUUCUUUCUCUCGUUCGUUCCUUUCUCUCUCUCGUUCCUUCCUUUUUUUUUAUCUCUCACUUUUUCGUUCCUUUCUUUCUCUCCUUCCUUCUUUUCUCCCCUUUCCCGUUCCUUCCUUUCUCUCACUUUUUCGUUCCUUGCUUUCUCUUUCUCCUUUCUCACUUCUCUCUUUUCUCGUUCCUUUCUUUCUUUCUUUCUUUUUUUUCUCGUCUUUUCUUUAUUAUUCUAUCCCUUUUUUUCUUUCCUUUCUCGUUCUUUCUUUUUCUUUUUCUUUUAAACAGUACACUAUACUGUUGAUUCUAUCCUCUUGGAAAUUUAUAUAUAUAUUUAUUGACCACUAUCUAUCUAUCUAUCUAUCUAUCUAUCUAUCUAUCUAUCUAUCUAUCUAUCUAACCGGCCAUGUUUUUGAAUUUAUUUGCACAUUCACGCAUGUAGUUACGAAUUUUUUUAAUUUACUAAUCUAUCUAUCUAUCUAUCUAUCUAUCUAUCUAUCUAUCUAUCUAUCUACAUAA
This is a messenger RNA of Acanthosepion pharaonis, 3717 nucleotides long. Lineage: Eukaryota; Metazoa; Mollusca; Cephalopoda; Sepiida; Sepiidae. The record is from the annotation of a GenBank genome assembly.